Molecule: messenger RNA, 2825 nt
Organism: Lutzomyia longipalpis
Lineage: Eukaryota; Metazoa; Arthropoda; Insecta; Diptera; Psychodidae
Gene: Orc1
Product: origin recognition complex subunit 1
Exons: 3
Coding region: 135-2672 (845 amino acids)
Biological process (GO): DNA replication initiation; mitotic DNA replication checkpoint signaling
Cellular component (GO): nuclear origin of replication recognition complex
Molecular function (GO): ATP binding; DNA replication origin binding; ATP hydrolysis activity
Source: RefSeq, a predicted model, not a curated record
UAUGCGACGAAUAUUGGCGCCAAAACGCGUGCACUUGACAUAUUUUGGUGUUGUUGUGAAUUGUGUUUGGUCAGCAAAACUGCCCGCAAAUACUCUCCCACCUGGACAAUUUGGUGUGAAAGCCACGCAAAACGAUGAGUAAGAUGUAUGGGUGUCCGAGUAAUGUGAAAUGGGGGCACAAAUUAAAAAGCAAAGACGUGCCGGAGCUUCAAAACAGGAAGGUCACUUUUUACAGCAAAGCAACUUGCGGAGAGCUCGAAUUGUCCCCGGAAGCGUGCGUGAUUGUGGCAAAUUGGAAUAAAUCUAAUCCCGGAAGGGGAGACAUUGCGAAGAUCAUUCACAUCUUCCAUGUGACGGAGGAGGAGUACAAGCACGACAGGGCACGCGCUAUUGUACAGUGGUACGCCUGGGCUGAUGUCCUACCACAGAGAUUCUUCACAAAGGGAAUAUCUCUGCCGGAGAGUGAUGUAGAAGUCAUUGAAGAUCAUCGUCCGUUUGAGAAUGAUAUUUCUCUGGGAUCUAUUUCCGGGAAGUGCUGCAUUUUGGACAUUCCGGAAGGCAUGUCCUUGUCCACAUUGAUGGAGAACAAUCCAGCUUUCAUGGAGGCAUUCACAUGCAUUUGUCGCUACAAGCUUGUACGCAGUAUUGGGCGGCAGUACAGGUUGGUUCCAAUUCUGGACAAUCCAGAUGGUCUUGCCAGGUCAAAGGAAAGGCCACAGCCACGAAAUGAUCACAUAACUCCACAUACAAAUCGAAGGACAUCGAGAAUCCGCACUGUGUCACCCAUAAAGAUUGUUGGGAGGAAUGUUGUGCGUCUCUCAUCGGUCAGGAAGUCUCCAAUCCUCCUUAGUGAUGCGAGUGAUGCAGAGAAUGAGUCGCCAAAUAAACGAAGGAACUCCGAGGAUACUUCCGGAGGACAAACUCCCAGAAAAAAAUCCAACCUGAACACUUCCACCGUCAGGAGGAAUCUCAAUGAGAGUCUCAACCAAUCCGUGGAUUCAGAUCAGCUCAAUUAUUCCAUUGUGGACGUUGAGAGUGAUGCCCUGAGGGUACGUCUGCGUGUAUCGGAGAAUCAACGGAAGAAAUCCACACCAACAUCGCCCAGGAAGCGUUCUCCAGGCGAGGAAUUGAAGACAUCCCCCCGAAAGACUCGCAGGAGUACAUCUGCCAGUCAAUUGUUCACGCCCCAGGGAAAAUCUUCCGUCCGGAAGAGUAUCCUCCGCACGCCAGCUUCAAAGCUAGCCGACAGCUCAACACCACGGAAAAGUAUCACGUUGUCCAAUGUUAUUGAGGAAUUCCCAUCAGGACGUCGUCCCUCGAGGAUUUGCACAAAACGACAAACAUUCGGAUUUUACUGCGAUGCCGCAGAUGAUUCUCCGGAAAUCCCCAAAACUCCCCGAAGCGCCAGAGUGGGCAGAAAUCCCACAACACCCAAAUCCGCGGGCAAAGCGCAAUCUGCGGCAACGACUCCGAGUCAGAAGAUGAAGCUCCUGCGCGAGGGGGUAAUCACACCAACUCUGGGGAGUCGCGAAGGAGCCCUAAAGGGUAGAAAGUCCCUCCUAGAGGUCGCCAGGGAUCAUUUGCACGUGUCUGCUGUGCCCACGAGUCUACCCUGUAGGGAAAAUGAAUUUCGGGAUAUUUAUCAAUUUCUCGAGGGAAGAAUUAAGGAUGGAUGCGGAGGCUGCAUGUACAUCUCGGGAGUACCAGGAACGGGGAAAACAGCCACAGUGACGGAGGUGAUACGAAAUCUCCGUGCUAAUGCGGAAAAGUUGAAGCUACCAAAGUUUCAGCACAUUGAAAUCAAUGGGAUGCGCCUCACGGAGCCCCGUCAGGCCUAUGUGCACAUCUUCCGGCAACUUCAGGGGAAGACUGUGCCAUGGGAGCAGGCCUACAACUACCUCGAACGACGCUUCCGCACUGAGGGGGGCAAGAAGAGCGUCACAGUGCUGGUGGUUGAUGAGCUCGAUAUGCUCUGCAAUCGACGACAGGAUGUUGUGUACAACCUCCUGGAUUGGCCAGCAAACAGGGCAGCCCGCUUGGUCGUUGUAACCAUUGCCAAUACGAUGGAUCUGCCAGAGAGGCUGCUAAAGGGGAAGGUGACGUCACGUCUGGGACUUACACGGCUGACAUUCAAGCCAUACUCCUUUCGUCAGCUGCAGGAGAUUGUAACGUCGCGCCUUGCGGGAUUUGACGGCUUCAACGGGGAUGCUGUGCAGUUGGUGUCGAGGAAGGUUGCUGCUGUGUCUGGGGAUGCCAGGAGGGCUCUUGACAUUUGUCGCCGGGCCGUGGAAGUGGCCGAAGCUGAGAAGCAAGGAACUGUCUCAAUGGGGCAUGUGGAGAAAGCCCUUGCGGAGAUGAUUGCAAAUCCGAAGGUUCAAGCCAUUAGGGCUUGCUCCCGCAUGGAGCAAGUCUUCCUUCAGGCUGUCAUUGCGGAGAGCCUGCGAACGGGUGUUGAGGAGACAACAUUUAUGGGAAUUUAUGCGCAAUUUGAGACACUUUCAUCCAUUUCCGGACACACUGUGCCCACAAUUACGAAGAGUCUGGAGAUCUGUGCGCGCCUGGGGGCGUGUCGUCUCAUCAUAAGUCAACAUAGCAGUAGCGACAUCUACCAGAAGAUCCUACUCAACGUAAGUCCCGAUGAUGUUCACUACGCUCUCCAAGAUAAAGCCUAAACUGCCUGAAUUUUAUUUUUUUUAACUUAAUUCUUAAUUCUUUUUAAGUUUGUUUGUUUUUUACUUGAUAAAAAUGAUUUAUUACAAAGAAAUUAUACAAAUUGAUGUAGGAUUCAUUUUUUUCAACAAUAAAUUAUAACAUUUUCUCUUAAA